UGUCCCGCGCGCACGGCCCAUUUUUUUGUAAAAAUUUUUGAACUUUUUUACUUCUUUUUUUCUCUUCCUUUCUCCCCUGCCCUUUCCAUCUUCUUCCUUGUUCUUUUUUUCUUUUUGUCCCAACCAAGAGAGAGAUUAGAGAGAGGCCAAGAGAAAGAGAGGCCGAGAGAGAUGGAGAGGCCAGACAACGGCGCCUAGGUUGCAGUUAAGGUCCGUGGUCGCUUUGGAAGGGUGAGAUCAAUGCUGGGAUUAAGGAGAGAUCAACGCUGGUGACAGAGUGUGUGAGGAUGAUCUUGAAGAUCAAUGACAUUGUCACUAUGAGGUAGUUCAGUUUGCAAUACGAAGAGCAUUGAAGGAAAACGGUAUUGCCCUUGGAUUUUGGGGGAUGGGGUGACUUUACUCGAGAGUGGCUCUGUUUGGAAGAAACUAGUCCUUGAUGCCAAGGAACGUGGGAGUUUCUAUGAGGCCAAUGGGGACAAGAGCUUGGCUCAAGCAAUUACUGCUGCCUUGGUGGAGCUUGAAGAGCUUGAUAUUUUAUUCAAUAAUGACUCUACUUUACAAAGAGGCUAAAUGGAAGGUUUUCUUCAACAAUGAUUUCCAGAAAUCUAUAGCGAGGACUAGCAAUGUAGAGACUCGUAAGGAAGUGCUUUUUCUUUUGGCAAAGCUUUCAAGUGGUUGGCGUCGGCCCCAUAAGGUUGUCCAUGAUGAUGAUGGGACUAGUUCUCAACUUUUAGAGAUGUACAAGGUCGAUGGGCAGCUGAAUCUGGUUUGGACUGUAGAUAUUCUCAAAGAGGAUUCAUAUCACAUUCAGGGGAACCUGUUCUUAGCUUGAAGACAUCUUUGAUGGCAUCAGCCUCUCAAAUUCUUUUAAGUGUUUCUAUAUAUUUUUGACAAAGAAAUUGAAAUGAUAUAAUGGACAGUGUUGAGCACUUGAGCUCUGAAAAUUGUUAACUAUAUAUUGAAGUUAU
Molecule: messenger RNA, 968 nt
Organism: Alnus glutinosa
Lineage: Eukaryota; Viridiplantae; Streptophyta; Magnoliopsida; Fagales; Betulaceae
Exons: 5
Coding region: 437-832 (131 amino acids)
Source: RefSeq, a predicted model, not a curated record